This is a messenger RNA of Microdochium trichocladiopsis, 1566 nucleotides long. Its product is annotated as mevalonate kinase. Gene Ontology annotation, molecular function: mevalonate kinase activity; ATP binding. The transcript is spliced from 3 exons. The record is from RefSeq and is a predicted model, not a curated record. NCBI's taxonomy places the organism in Eukaryota, Fungi, Ascomycota, Sordariomycetes, Xylariales, Microdochiaceae. Gene Ontology annotation, biological process: isoprenoid biosynthetic process; ergosterol biosynthetic process. Gene Ontology annotation, cellular component: cytoplasm. Bases 1 to 1566 code for a protein of 521 amino acids.
AUGACGUUGAUUGUGAUGGACGGGGGACCUCUGCCGCCCGAUCUCCAAUCCCCCCUGCGUCCUAAUCAGUCUCAGCCCUCUUCCGUACCGUAUGCACGCCGUCCUGUGUCUCGCGAGACUCGUCCGUUCGUCAAGCCCCCACCCCAACAUCCAUCCCGGCUUGUCCCUUCGCUUCCCCGUGUCGCAAUCAUGGAUCGCAAAGAGUCUUCACCAAUGGCACCACCAUUCAUGGUGUCAGCACCUGGGAAGGUGAUCGUUUGCGGCGAACAUGCCGCGAUCUACGGCCAGCCGACCAUCGCCGCAUCCAUUUCCCUCCGCUCCUAUCUCCUUGUGACAACACUCUCCAAAUCGAAGCGCACAAUUCGACUCAAGUUCAAGGACCUUGGCUUAGAUCACACCUGGGACAUCAACUCCCUCCCCUGGGACCUUUCAGGGAGGCAGAAACAGAGCUACGUCAGUACGGUCACAGCGAUAGACCAAGAACUUCUGCAAGCGAUUCUUCCUCACGCAAACGCCGUGUCGCCUCACCUAGACGAAAAGCAACGACAGACUCACGUGCGGCCCGCGAUCGCGUUCCUCUACCUCUUCCUGUGUCUAGGUGACCGACACAGUCCAGGUGCGAUCUACACACUUCGAUCCACUAUACCAAUUGGUGCCGGCUUGGGCAGUAGCGCCAGUGUCUGCGUCUGCAUCAGUGCGGCGAUCCUUCUCCAAAUACGCGCGCUUGCUGGACCGCAUCCAAAGCAGCCGGUGCAAGAAGCCGAGCUGCAGAUCCAGCGCAUCAACGACUGGGCAUUUGUGGGAGAGCUAUGCAUCCACGGUGACCCUAGUGGUGUGGACAACACAAUAUCUGCCGGGGGAAAGGCGGUCAUCUUCCGGCGGCAUGACAACGACAGACCAACUGUAACGCCGCUGUUGGGUUUUCCGAAAGUGUCUGUUCUCCUUGUGGACACUCGACAUCCAAGGUCAACAGCGACCCAGAUCGAGAAGGUCAAGAUACUCAAGUCUCAAGAGCCAGCAGUGACGCAAGCAAUUCUCAAUGCCAUCGGACAGGUCACCUCAUCUGCUAUCGAGCAUAUCAAAUCAGACGAUGGCCAGGAGAAUGGAGGCGAUGGUGUCCUGGGACAACUGGGAACCCUCAUGCGUGUCAACCACGGGCUUCUGGUCUCAUUAGGGGUCUCACACUCUCGGCUUGAGCAAAUUCGUGAGCUCGUGGACGACCCCGAUAUCGGAUGGUCAAAGCUCACCGGUGCUGGUGGUGGCGGAUGUGCGCUCGCAAUGUUGAGGCCUGGUGUUGACGAAACAACCCUGGAGACACUUAUACAAACCCUUGAUGACCGUGGCUUCAGGACGUAUAAGACGACCUUGGGCUGUGAUGGGGUGGGCGUCCUCUGGCCCGCAACGUUCCGAGACGGCACAGGCAGCACAGCUGGCGAAGAGAUCAACGAGGAACUUUUUGAAGGUGCCGUUGGACCGGAUGGUCUGGACAGACUCGUUGGACCAACCACACAGGGAAGUCUCAUUGGCUGGAAAUUCUGGAAGCGCGAGGUGAUUCCAAUGGUUUGA